UUUAUUUUGGUGUGGCGCUGUGAAGUCACAGGGCUGCGGCGCGCUGUUGUGAUUCAGCUGAAGAACGAUCUAAUGCCGCUGAAAGAGGAGCGUGAAGUACUGGAUGAAAUGAAAGAAAAAGAUCAGUGUAAGAAACAUCAUGAUAUCGUAACUGAAGAAAUAUCUGAACAGGCUUCCUCACAAAAAAGUAAUUUCACCUGCCAACAGUGCGGAAAGUGUUUCUCUACAAAAAGAAACCUGAAACGCCACAUGGACAUUCACACUGGAGAGAAGCCUUACGCCUGCCAGCAGUGUGGAAGGUGUUUCAAUAAAAAAGGAACCCUUAAAGGUCACAUGAGCAUUCAUACUAGAGAAAAGCCUUACACGUGCCCUCAGUGUGGAAACUGUUUCACCCAGCAAGGAAACUUUAACAGGCACAUGAGAGUUCACACUGGAGAGAAGCCUUACACCUGCAAACUGUGUGGAAAGAGCUUUACAACCAAACUAAACCUUAAGGAUCAUCUGCUAGCGAGUCACACGUGA
Sinocyclocheilus grahami is the source of this 522-nucleotide messenger RNA. RefSeq names its product oocyte zinc finger protein XlCOF2-like. Bases 73 to 522 code for a protein of 149 amino acids. Lineage: Eukaryota; Metazoa; Chordata; Actinopteri; Cypriniformes; Cyprinidae. Gene Ontology annotation, molecular function: DNA-binding transcription factor activity, RNA polymerase II-specific; RNA polymerase II cis-regulatory region sequence-specific DNA binding. The record is from RefSeq and is a predicted model, not a curated record. The transcript has 3 exons. Gene Ontology annotation, biological process: regulation of transcription by RNA polymerase II.